CGACAGAAGCCAAUUCGGCCAUACAUUAUCUACUCCUAAUCAACGAGAAUUGUCAACCUUCAUACGCGGCAACACCGACAAAAUGCAAGCGAUUACAUCCCUAUUCUCCCUCGAAAACCGUACAGCCCUGGUGACGGGUGGCACGCGAGGAAUCGGGGCCCAGAUGGCCAUUGCCCUGGCCGAAGCAGGCGCCGACAUCAUUCUAGUACAGAGAGACACCUCCAACCAACAGACGAAACAACACAUUGAAUCUCUUGGCCGAAAAGCAACCAUCUACACCGCAGACUUAGGGUCUCGUCCGGCCGUGUCGGACCUAGUGAAAAAGGUGCUCGAAGAUGGCCACGAUAUCUCAAUUCUCAUAAACUGCGCUGGCAUCCAGCGACGACAUCCUGCUGAGAAGUUUCCAGAUAGCGACUGGGACGAGGUCCUACAAAUCAACUUAACGACCGUAUUCACUCUCUGCCGCGAUAUCGGGGUCUAUAUGCUCACUCGCCCCCCAUUCCCCGGCACAGAGUCUACGUCUCCGAACGGCGGCUAUCGCGGGAGCAUCAUCAAUGUUGCAUCUUUAGUAUCAUUCCAAGGUGGCAUCACCGUGCCUGCUUAUGCGAGUGCCAAGGGUGGAAUCGCGCAGCUCACGAAAGCGCUUUCGAAUGAAUGGGCUAGUAAAGGCGUGAAUGUAAACGCGAUUGCGCCGGGCUAUGUGGCGACGGAUAUGAAUGAGGCGCUAAUCAAUAAUCCUGUACGUGCAGAACAGAUUCUGACUAGGAUUCCGGCGGGGAGAUGGGGGACAGGAGAGGACUUUAAGGGGGCGACGCUGUUUUUGGCAGGGAAGGCUAGUUUGUAUGUCAGUGGGGAGGUGUUAACAGUGGAUGGGGGGUGGAUGGGGCGGUAAUUUGUUCUAUUAAUUUCGGGUGGGAUAUUUUCAAUUAAAAUGAAAAUUGUUCCUUUUAUGAUUUCCUAUGUUUCCUUUGUAUAUACGCUCAAAAUACUGCUGCUGAU
This is a messenger RNA of Talaromyces proteolyticus, 999 nucleotides long. Its product is annotated as putative gluconate 5-dehydrogenase. The transcript is spliced from 3 exons. Gene Ontology annotation, molecular function: oxidoreductase activity, acting on the CH-OH group of donors, NAD or NADP as acceptor. The record is from RefSeq and is a predicted model, not a curated record. Bases 83 to 892 code for a protein of 269 amino acids. NCBI's taxonomy places the organism in Eukaryota, Fungi, Ascomycota, Eurotiomycetes, Eurotiales, Trichocomaceae.